Messenger RNA from Cicer arietinum (chickpea), 1295 nucleotides. RefSeq lists its product as uncharacterized. Gene Ontology annotation, molecular function: protein binding. The record is from RefSeq and is a predicted model, not a curated record. Lineage: Eukaryota; Viridiplantae; Streptophyta; Magnoliopsida; Fabales; Fabaceae.
UUUUCUCAAAUUCUCUAGACACAUUACAAUAAUCAUCUUCCAAGUUUCAUAGCAUUUCAAUCUUCUAGUUUCUUGCAUACAUGGUUUUCCUUCAAUUAAGUCACUAGAAGAGUUGUAAACACAUUUGUACCCAACAUCAACAUAUCAUAGCUUCCUUAGCUACCUUUUACUUUUUCUAUCACUUGUAAUUUGUAAAAGUCUAUCAUUUUAUUUUUGUACAAAUGGCUGUUCCAAAAGUGAAUGUAAAGUUACUUGAAGACCUUGAAAUAAUGGGAUUUCCACAUGCAAGGGCAACAAGAGCAUUGUAUUAUUCUGGCAAUACCAGCUUAGAGGAAGCUAUAACUUGGAUGAUUGAUCAUGAGAAUGACACUGAUAUUGAUGAGAUUCCAUUGGUAGAUGUAGACAUUGAUAUUAUUGAUGAUAGCUCUCAAUCAUUCACCAUCACAAAAGAAAUGAGAAUGAAAGCACAUAAUUUAAGGGAACAAGAAGGCAAGAGGAAAAGGAAUGAAGACAAAAUGAUGGAAAGGGAAAGGGAAAAGGAGAGGAUUCAAGAAGGUAAAAAACUCCUUGAGGCGAAGCGAAUCGCAGAAGAAAAUGAAAGAAAACGGAAUUUAUCCUUGAGAAAAGCAGAAAAAGAAGAAGAACAAAGAGCUAGGGAAAACAUUCUCAAGAAACUAGAGCAGGAUAAGUUAAAUAGAAGGUCUAUACUUGGAUUACCAUUAGAAAACCAAGCAACUGUGACAUCACCAGCCAUUGUAAUAAAUCAAAAAAAGAUUUCAAAGCCUAUUUAUACAACCACAAAAAUUGAACACUUGAGAGAAUGUUUGAGGUCUCUCAAACGCGAACACAAGGGUGAGAAUGCAAGAAUUAGAAGGGCCUUUGAAACACUUCUAGUGUACGUUGGAAAUGUUGUCAAGAAUCCAAAUGAGGAAAAGUACAGGAAAAUCAGAUUGAGCAAUCCAUUAUUCCAGGAUAGAGUUGGAAGUUUGAAUGGUGGUGUAGAGUUUCUUGAGCUAUGUGGUUUUGAGAGAAUGGACGACUUUUUGUAUCUUCCUAGUGAAAAGGUUGACAUGGAACUACUAAGUUCAGCUGGUUCUGUCUUAAAUUCUGCAAUCACAAAUCCUUUCUUUGGACUUUUAAGUAUUUAAUUCAUAGUUAAGUUUAAAUAUUUAACUCAUAAUCAAUUUAGUUUGGAAAGUGGAUUGUUGCAUAAGGCAAAGGCAUAUAAUGUUAAAUGUUAAGCACGAGAAAGAAUGCAAAUUUUAUUUAUUUAUUUAACAUCACAUUUCGUUUUU